UGGCCGACCCCUGCGCUUACAUGACGCCCGUGAACAUGACGCCCUUUCCCAUCCUGCGCGCAGGCGGAAGUUUACUGUACUGGCUCAUCCGAUUCUCCAUGCUCAGAGUCUAAUCAAACAAUAAAAGACCAGUGAUAUCAGCAUCGGCCUCUAGCAUACCAUGACUGAACCGAGUCCGGACCAGAAAAGCUCACAGCCAGGUCAAGAGAUGGCGUCAGUGAAGCUGGAGGACUGCAGUCAAACACUGGAGCUCAAUGUGAUUGUCAAAAAAGAGGAAGAGGAGGAUGAGAGAAGAACCGAGGAAGAGAACGGAGGAGUAGAACAGGAGAGGGAAGACGGUAACGUUGACUCGGGACUUGUUACUGUUAAAAGAGAAGAAGAGGAGGAGGGGGUCAGAGAGGAGGAGGAUGGAGAGGAGGAGAUUGGGGACAGAGAGGAGGAGGAGGAGGACGGAGAGGAGGAGGUUGGGGACAGAGAGGAGGAGGAUGGGGACAGGACCAACCCAGAAACAGGAGAGGGUGCCAGCUCAGACAAAGAGAGACCGUUCCUCUGCUCCCAGUGUGGUAAGCGGUUCACUGCACCAAGCAGCCUGAAGACUCACAUGCAGAGACACAGCGGAGAGAAACCCCACCAGUGCUCCUUCUGUGGGAAGCGCUUCCUACGAUCCACAGACCUGAAGAGACACCAGAUGAUCCACAAAGCAGUCACCUCGGACAGACCGUUACGCUGUUCGUGGUGCGGCUCAAGACGUUCACCUAGGCGUGGUUAUACCAGCCUGAGGAUCCACCUGAAGAUCCACAGCGAAGACAAACCCACCCAGGUGUGGUUAUAG
This is a messenger RNA of Oncorhynchus keta (chum salmon), 832 nucleotides long. Its product is annotated as zinc finger protein with KRAB and SCAN domains 1-like. Lineage: Eukaryota; Metazoa; Chordata; Actinopteri; Salmoniformes; Salmonidae. The coding region runs from base 161 to 832 and encodes 223 amino acids. The transcript is spliced from 5 exons. The record is from RefSeq and is a predicted model, not a curated record.